AUGGCAGCAAAUACCGCCCAUUGGUUCCCAGACGACCCAGUAUUCAUCAGAUUACUAGCUGCGAGUGCUAGAUACCCAGAGUCGGAAGCCAUUGUUCAUGAAAAGGAUGGCCGCGAGAAGACGUACCCAGAAUUGCUUAGCGACAUUGUACAUACACGCGACCUUCUCCGCGAACAGUUAUCAGGAUUUGAUCAACAAGGCAUCCUACGUGACCACCAAGUGUACAUUGCGGUAGUUUCAUGUAGUGUCUACGAGUUUAUAAUUGCUUUCUUCGCAGUCCGCGCGAUCGGUGGUAUCAGCGUUAUCUUGCCAUCUGGCAUUCGUCCAGAUGAGGCCAGCCUUAUGCUGAAAGUCAGACCAGCUUGUAUCCUUGCUGGCAGCGGGUCUUCAGAUACAGCCGCAGCCAUAUGCAGCAUCAUAAAGAACGAGAAUAAGUCACAUGAUCUCUUCUUGAUUAAAAUAUCGUCCGGCGCAAGGCCUUUGGGUGAAGCUAUUCAACUCAAAAUAAACUAUGCACUGAAAAUCGACUCAAAGCGACCGGGCGCGGUGUUGUUUACUUCAGGCACCUCUGGUCCUCCCAAGGGCGUGGUUCUCCCAAGAGCAUCUUUCCAUUUCGGCGGCAAUCCCGCUGAACCUGGCAGUGCUACUCUCGGUUACAAAGGAGUCCAUUGGUGGACUGGCUGUAGGAAAGCACUGGAACCCAUGUUGUCUGGCAAGAAGCUCUAUCAUAUUGGAGAAACAGCCAGUGCACAAGAAAUUCUAGAGGCGCUUCGAACAUACCACGUUACCACGGUAGGCUGUUUCAAGGGGCUAUCCGCAAUCUAUUGUGGCGGUGCAACUUUUGAGCAGUCCAAGUUCCAGUUCUGGAUCGAGCUCACAGGGUUGCCAUUCUAUAUCGUUUAUGGGGCAAAUGAGCUAGGAGGUCGUGCCAUUGGUGGUGUGUCGGAUAAAGAGGGUUUAAUAGGACGUGCCGUCUCUGACACUAUAGUAAAAUUGUCAGAAGAGGAUCAUGGUGAAAUUCUCGCGAAAAGCCCGAGAAUGCUACUAGGUUACUUUGGUGAUGAUGAGCUUACUAAAGCUGCCUUUGAUAACGAAGGAUACUACAAAACGGGGGACCUCGCCGAGCUUAGGGAUGGCCAAUACUGGUUUCGCGGCCGAGCUUCUAGUGAUUGUAGGUCUGGUUUACUUAUGAGUUUCUCCAAGUCCCUCAAUGUGCCGGUCGACAAGUCUAAUACGCUUUGUAUGCUUAGCCCCGUUCAUGCUGCCUACCGUCCUAACUGUCUUAAGGGAGGGACAGCAGCUUCCAAGGACGCAUUCAGACAAGAUUAUGAAAAGAAACGUUUUGAGAGACUGCUUAGGGGUAACAGAGUGGUUCUCGGCUGA
Molecule: messenger RNA, 1383 nt
Organism: Fusarium poae
Lineage: Eukaryota; Fungi; Ascomycota; Sordariomycetes; Hypocreales; Nectriaceae
Exons: 6
Coding region: 1-1383 (460 amino acids)
Biological process (GO): fatty acid biosynthetic process
Molecular function (GO): very long-chain fatty acid-CoA ligase activity
Source: RefSeq, a predicted model, not a curated record